AUGCAGGUCAAAAAGAUACCCGAUGUUGAAGCCAUUCGCGGGGGCGAGGUCCAUAAAGGUGACCUGCAUCUAUCGGAGCACCACAUAGUAUUUGUGAUGCCAAAUGUCCCUCCCUCGGAUGCCAAGUUACCACCAAACGCCCCAAAGAACCGAGAACUCUACAUCGCAUAUCCUAUCCUCAACUACUGCAACUUUCGACCUUCGCCCCCGACGUCUGGAAGGCCCUCUACCAUACGUAUACGAGGUCGCGACUUCACAUUUAUGAGCAUCCACUUCAAGGAUGAUACAAGCGCACGCGAAGCUUUCGAGUUUAUUCGGAACCGCACAUGUCGCCUGGGGUCAAUAGAGAAGCUGUACGCCUUCAGCUAUCAGCCGCUCAAGCAGGAGAAGCCAUUCAAUGGCUGGGAGCUGUACGAUCCCAAGGCAGAGUUCAGGAGGCAAGGCAUCAGCAGCAAGUCCCAAGACAGAGGCUGGAGAAUAUCCACCAUCAACAAGGACUACGCCUUCUCUCCGACAUACCCGGGGUUGCUGGUAGUGCCCUCGUCCAUCUCCGACAACGUCAUCAAACACGCUGGUCCAUACCGCUCGCGACAGCGCAUUCCCGUCCUGACAUAUUUGCACUCUCUCAACAACUGUUCUAUCACGAGAAGCUCACAACCAUGCGUUGGUCUAAGGGGAAACCGCAGCCCACAAGACGAGAGAAUCGUGAGCGCAAGCUUCUCUGCUUCAGCCACUGUCGAGUUUAACGGCCUUGACGUUCCAGCCCCGGAAACCACGGAGCCCAGUCCAGCCUCCAGCCAAGUCGACAUACGAGAAUCUAGUCUAGAUGCCGUGACUUUUGCGACGGCACAACUCGAAGAUGAUCUCAUUGCAGCUGGUGAUCCGAACUACGACGCAAAGACCGGCAAGCGAGUCAUAUUUGGCGCACAGCAAAGCAAUCUUAUUGUCGACGCCCGCCCGACGAUCAAUGCUGUAGUCAUGCAAGCCAUGGGCAAGGGGUCGGAGAAUAUGGACUACUACAACUUCGCCAAAAAGGCCUACCUCAAUAUUGACAAUAUCCACGUCAUGCGCGAGUCUCUCAACACAGUAAUAGAAGCGAUCAAGGAUGGCGAUAUUAGUCGUUUGCCACCAAACCGAGAUCUUCUCCAGAAGAGUGCCUGGCUCAAGCAUAUUACUGGUGUGUUGGAUGGCUCAGCCUUGAUUGCUCGGCAGGUUGGUAUACGGCACUCUCACGUUCUGAUACACUGCUCGGAUGGUUGGGACCGAACUAGUCAACUGUCUGCGCUGUCCCAGAUCAUGCUUGAUCCUUUCUACCGCACGAUAGAUGGUUUCAUCAUUCUUGCCGAGAAGGACUGGAUGUCAUUCGGGCAUAUGUUCGGUACACGCGGUGGCCUCUUGAACCACGAAAAAUGGUUCACAGUAGAGAAGGACGCAAUGGCGGGAAGCACCCUCCAACCCGGCGAGUCGGAUGGCCGAGCAGGCGAGGCGCUGGAGAAGGCCUUCGCCAGUGCAACCCGUUUCUUCAACAAGAAAAAUGCACACAAAGACGACAACGCAGACUCCGAUGACCUUUCAUCACCACCAGAUGACCCUUCGCAAAUAAAGCGUGGCGAAGGCGAGGCAACCCGGCCUAACGAGAUAUCACCUGUCUUUCACCAGUAUCUGGAUGCCACCUAUCAGCUUCUACGGCAGCACCCCACUCGUUUUGAAUUCAACGAGCGCUUCCUCCGCCGGUUACUUUACCACCUUUAUUCUGCACAGUACGGAACAUUCUUGUGGAAUUCCGAGAAGGCCCGGAAGGAUGCGCAUGCGGCCGAACGCACGCGAAGCGUUUGGGACUAUUUUCUUUCUCGCAAGCAGGAGUUUACGAAUCCUGAGUACGACCCUACGAUCGAUGACCGCCAAUCCGGUCGCGAGCGUCUAAUCUUCCCAAACCUGGGCGAGAUCCGCUGGUGGGCGGGCGUCUUUGGCCGCACAGACGCAGAGAUGAACGAGUACCUCGACGCUGCCGCUGCACGUGGCGAUCGUGUCCACAACUACAGCGCAAACGUUUCGACGAGCCCGGCACCUAGCAGUAGGAGUAGGAGCCCACUGCCAGCGCAGUCAUCGACACCCGCGCUCAAGGCAUCAACAAGCGUCUUGAUGGGUGUUGAAACGGCACAUGAAGCUCUUACGCCGGACACUACAAGAAACUCUCACGCCGCCUUAAAGAAGAGUGCCAGUGCCGAUACCCCUGGGGCUUUUGCUUCCAACUUCGCAAAGCUCAGGGAUGGUGUUGUCGGCCUGGAAAUAGGCAAGGGAAUUUUUGGCGGUGGCGGCGGCGGCGGCCCUGCUGCUUCCACGACGAAUGCCGGAUUAGAGAGAAGGGAGGAGGGACGGAGCCAAAUAGGCAGCGGAGCAUCUAACGAACUGAUUGAUGCACAAACAUAG
This is a messenger RNA of Truncatella angustata, 2430 nucleotides long. RefSeq names its product protein phosphatase. The transcript is spliced from 3 exons. Lineage: Eukaryota; Fungi; Ascomycota; Sordariomycetes; Amphisphaeriales; Sporocadaceae. Gene Ontology annotation, biological process: dephosphorylation. Gene Ontology annotation, molecular function: phosphatase activity. The coding region runs from base 1 to 2430 and encodes 809 amino acids. The record is from RefSeq and is a predicted model, not a curated record.